Dendroctonus ponderosae (mountain pine beetle) is the source of this 3758-nucleotide messenger RNA. Its product is annotated as proton channel OtopLc-like. Gene Ontology annotation, cellular component: membrane. The transcript has 8 exons. The record is from RefSeq and is a predicted model, not a curated record. Bases 297 to 2564 code for a protein of 755 amino acids. Gene Ontology annotation, biological process: proton transmembrane transport. Gene Ontology annotation, molecular function: proton channel activity. NCBI's taxonomy places the organism in Eukaryota, Metazoa, Arthropoda, Insecta, Coleoptera, Curculionidae.
CACAGAAUUGCGGAAAAAUAACGUGCUGCUGCCGCAGGCGAAUGGCGGCCAACAACGAAACAGCAGGAGAUUCAGAGGCGGCAGAAACGCAAACGGCCUUACAAACGCGCUCCGCUUUAGUCUCUCGCCGACUUUUGCUCGUUCCUGCUACGCAGUGCAGAUUGAUUGACGCUCCCGAUUUACCCCGUCCGAGCCAUGUAGCCUGUGCAACAGGAACUUAAUGGUGUGGCAAUCGCACGUUAGUGGCAAUUUGGGCCCAAAAAUGAUGUGAUCGGCAGCGUGAAAGUGUUGCGAAAAUGACCCAGCAGCAGGACAGCUCGCCCGACCUCUCGCUGAAGCUCAGAAGGGGCUCAAGCGACUCCCGAGACUCGUUUUAUAUGGAUUUCGAUCGCGGCAUCGACUCGGACAUUGAGGAAAUAGCAACAACGUCGGGGGCGGAUUUCGGGGGAGACACAACUGGUGAAAUAACGGCCGCCCCCAGCGCUCUGGGCAUGAAGGCCGAAGGGGUCAGUUGGCCGACGAUCCCCCAGCAAAACGUGAGCGGCGGCAGUCGCAGCAGCGCAGCCCUGGGGGGAUGCGACCCCCUUUUGCCGUCGCCCGCUUCCCCCCAUGCGGUCAUUGUUUCGCCAGAAACUCUCACCAAUUCGUCCCCCUCCAAGUCCACUGCCAAGCACGUGAUUGGCGGACACACUGUCCACAUCCAGACCCACAAGGCUGCGUCGUCCGCACCGCUAACACACUCCAACUACUACUACCACCACCACCACCAUCAGCAGCACUUUCCAGUUGUGAGGAGGCUGAGUAGGGCGGAAAAGCAGGUGGAGUGGAGGCAGUUGGGGGCGGACGCCCUGUCCACAACCCUUUCGGCGCUUUACGGCAAACUGCUGGUGGUGAUGGGCACGGCCUUUCCAAUGGCAGAAGUCAUUUCAACAUACAUCCCGCCGUCCUUCUACGAGGCCUACUAUUUGUACCUGUAUAUUGGAAGCAUGUUUUUCCUGCUCUACCUCUAUAUGGUGCUGCUCAGAGACAAGCGCCAGAUGAAGAAAAGGGACCGGAAAGCGAACAAGUCCCAAGCAAGCAAAGAUGAGGUGAUUUCCGAUGAGGAGUCGGACGACGACUCAAACAGCACGAGUGUGUCCAGUUCGGAGGCUCCAAAGUAUCGACCAAGAGUGGCUUCGCUAUCGAUGGGCAAACAGAACCACUACGGGAGUUUCUACUUGAGAAUGGGCGCAGUUGCCUUCGGAAUAGGCAGCAUGAUCUACUCAGGACUGGAGUUCGGCCAGUACUUUGAGCUAGAACGGAACACCAAAUGCCACAACGUCCUACUGGCGCUCACUCCAGCCACCAGAAUGGCGUUCAUCUUCAUCCAGAUGUACUUCAUUUUCCUCAACAGCGAACAAAUGCGGGUUUACAAGCAUAAAGUGGCUGCGCGUUUCGGCCUGAUGCAUAUGAUCGGCACAAAUCUGUCCGUCUGGCUUAACGUUCUAGUGCAGGAGACCAAGCAUGAAAUCCUUACCUUUUAUAAUCCGGAGAAUAAUUCCUUGAGAAUAUCCCACAGGAUACCGUACAAGGGCAACGUGCUCGGGUUGCCGUCAGUAACAGCGGACCAUCCGUUGGCCGCGCAUGGUCACCACAUAGUGGCGAGAGGCCUCAAAGGCCCCCACCACCUCUACGAGUGCAGACGGACCAACAUAAUCGGCUCAUUGGUCCAGGACGCGUCCCCCUUCCUAUUCCCCUGCACGAUUGAGUAUAGCCUGAUCUGCGCAGCCAUCCUCUAUGUGAUGUGGCGCAGCAUCUCCAAGCUACCGACCAGCAGCAAUCACACUGCGAGGACCAAAUCUGAGAUGAGCGCCUUCAAGAAGAGCCCCCACCAUUAUUCAGUAGAUUGCGCUCGCGCCCACAAAGGCCUCUUUCUCGGCAUUUUGUUCCUGGUGCUCACCAUCAUCUCGCUUAUUCUGUUCUUCGUUCUGAUCUCCCGUUCGGAGUUCGUGGGCUUGGCGGUGAUCGAGGUGAACAUUUGCGAGCUGAUUCUGUACACCAUGACCACGCUGGCUGCAGGAAUCGGCAUGUGGCAGGUGCGCCAAUUGAAAUAUGACGGCUCAAAGAACCUGCAGCUGGAUAACAUCCUGCUGGUGGGCGCUCAGACUGGAAUGUACAUCUACAGCACUUUUACCAUCAUCGGAGGCCAGUUCACUAUUCAGAAGAACACGGUGCUGGUGCUGGUAACAGCAGUUGCUUCGCUACUGCAAACUACCUGCCAGACGAUCUUCAUUCUGGACGCCUCCAGGCGCACCUGCUCGACUCCGGACCAGAUCCGGAAGAAACCCGGCCGGGAAAUCGUCACUUUCCUCCUAGUGACCAAUCUGGCCAUGUGGGCGAUCAACACGUUGGAAAAGUCCCGGGCCGAGUCCCAUCCGAUCCAGCUACAUUUCUACGGACUGUGGGCAUGGACUAUUAUCACGCACGUCUCCAUGCCUCUGGCGAUUUUUUAUCGUUUUCAUUCUACUGUUUGCCUUUGUGAAGUGUGGAAACGCGCCUACAAAAUGAAACCCACCUACAUGUAGUCCAAGGUAGGCGUUUCGCCGCUCAACUUCAACAGUACAACUAUCGUCCGCGUCAACCUCAACAUAUGAAAUUUGCAUAUUAUCUAUUGUACAAUUAUUGAUUCGGGAUCAGCAAUAACAACCGUUUAGGGACCGAUAUUUUUGCAUUUUUAUACGUUUUAUAAUCGCGUAGGGUAGCCGUCUAUAUUCAAAAUGGGUGAUUGUAUUGAUGCUGAGUAAUGGAAAAUGUUCUCAUUGUUACAACUUUUUUCUGUAUCUUGGACUUGCACCUUCAUCUAGCGAUUAGUUUACUUUAGCGUAAAGCCAUACAUUAUUACAUAUGUGGUUGGUUACGUAUGUGGUACUAAAUGUUGUACAAUUAUGAUAGGGAGGUGUUUUUGAGACCGAAAUAACCCGAGUUUUUUCGUAUAAGCAUGAGUCCGACUUAGUAUUUUCAAAAUUGCAUAAUUACCGCUAGAGUGCGAAACUGCAACAAUAACUCGAGCGCCGAUAAACGUUAAUUUUUGUCAGUUUUUUUAAGUUAAGGGAGAUGGUAAAUAUGCCCAUUAUAUUUCUGGGCACAUUUGACGUGAGUAUGGUUGAAGUAGUUUUGCUCUAGCAAGUCAAAUUAAGUGUCGGGGGAUGGCCCAAGAUUGCUUGAAAAAGAUACAGAUACUCCGGAUUAGUAGACCAGGUAUACCACAUCAUUAUUCAGUACUAAUACAAUCACACAAAAGCAUUAUUAUAUCAAGUACAAUUAAGAUAACGUUAAAAAUACCUACAAUUAUUUAAAUUCACCUUGGCAAUACUUCUAGUGUAUGAGUUACAGUCAGUCAUUCCACUACUGUUUAUUGUCUUACGUUGUUUAGCCCUAAGUCAAACACAUCAAGACUUUAACUGACUUAAGGCUGAAAAUCCAUAUAAAUUAUAUUACAUUGUUAUGUAUUGGUAUCGAGCUUAGUGUUUGUUGUGUUUGGUUUUAUGAUAUUUUAUUGUAAUACGCUUAGAAUAGUGAUAAAAUCCUCGGAAGUCUGAUAAACUAAGGUCUUGGUUUAGGAACGUUGCCGUUAAAACAAUCCCUGAUUUAGCUCCCAUGUGCCAUAAUAGUGACAGAUUUUAUUUGUUGUUGACUAAAAGUAGUUUAUUUUAGUUGUCCUCAUUCGACUAAUGGUGUGUGAUCUAUAAUGUAACCGCAGAAAUAUACAUUGAAACCUU